ACCCAGCAAAAAUGACCAUAGACAACCACACAAUUUACACCACAGAUUCCUCACUAAAGAGCAAUCUGCAGACCAGAACUUGCAGUAUAUGUUAAGUUUGUACAACAGAGCUGCGGAUACAGAUGGCCGACCCAGAGAACCCAGAAUAUUAGGUUCCAACACCGUCAGACUGAUUCGAUCAAUUUCAACACACAAGCGGUACUCAGCUAAGUCACCAGAUCUGCAGUACAGCUACACAGUGGAGUAUGAGCUGAAAGCCCUCCCCCUGGAGAAACUCGUGAGGGCAGCCUUUGUCCAUUUGCGCAGCCGUGCGCAUUCUCAGCAACCUGUGAGCUGUGGGGUCAGUGUCUCAUCCUGGGGGCCAGCCCGACGGCCCAUCUCCUCUGGUGGCAGUGUGACCCUCAGACCUCAAGACCAGUGGACUGAGACCGACAUCACACCACACGUGUCCCCACAGAGUGAGGGGCACCUCUCCCUGGGUGUCCAGUACCAGUGCGCGAAGGACAAGCCAGUGAAGGUCGCCGUGGGGAGGGGAAAGGGCAGGCGGAGGACACGGGGGCAGCCCACCUCACCAAAAACCCAGCUGAGAGUCCCUGCCCUCCUGCUUUUCCUGGAGGAAGAGGAGGGUGGGGCCCCCAGACAGAGGGUGGAGUCAGCCAUAACUGCUGCCCGCUCUGUCCCUCGGCCCCGCCGGUCCAAUGAGCUGGGCAACAUCGGCGCGGACAUCCCCAAUUACACGCGCAAGAACAGCGUGGCCAAGAACCAGUGCAAGCUCCACUCCUACCGGGUGACUUUCCGCGAGCUGGGCUGGGACCACUGGAUCAUCGCCCCGCACAAGUACAACCCCCGUUACUGCAGCGGGGACUGCCCGCGCAUACUCCACUACGGCUACAACUCGCCCAACCACGCCAUCGUGCAGAACUUCAUCAGCGAGAUGGGCGUGGGGGAGGUGCCCCCACCCUCCUGCGUACCCUACAAGUACAAGCCCAUGAGCGUUCUCAUGAUGGAGAAGAACGGCAGCAUCGUGUACAAAGAGUAUGAGGACAUGAUCGCAGAGUCCUGCACCUGCCGAUAG
Molecule: messenger RNA, 1075 nt
Organism: Megalops cyprinoides (Indo-Pacific tarpon)
Lineage: Eukaryota; Metazoa; Chordata; Actinopteri; Elopiformes; Megalopidae
Gene: bmp15
Product: bone morphogenetic protein 15
Exons: 2
Coding region: 89-1075 (328 amino acids)
Biological process (GO): SMAD protein signal transduction; BMP signaling pathway
Cellular component (GO): extracellular region
Molecular function (GO): cytokine activity; growth factor activity
Source: RefSeq, a predicted model, not a curated record